Messenger RNA from Olea europaea var. sylvestris, 2225 nucleotides. RefSeq names its product serine/threonine protein phosphatase 2A regulatory subunit B''beta-like. The transcript has 13 exons. Gene Ontology annotation, biological process: protein dephosphorylation. The coding region runs from base 1 to 1620 and encodes 539 amino acids. NCBI's taxonomy places the organism in Eukaryota, Viridiplantae, Streptophyta, Magnoliopsida, Lamiales, Oleaceae. Gene Ontology annotation, cellular component: protein phosphatase type 2A complex. The record is from RefSeq and is a predicted model, not a curated record. Gene Ontology annotation, molecular function: calcium ion binding; protein phosphatase regulator activity.
AUGGAUAUGGAUUUCCAUGGGGAUGUAGCGAGUCUCGAUGCGGAACUGUUGCAGCUUCAGGAGGUGUCUCCUUUGGCAAUCAAAGCCAAUCCUUCUAUCGCUGAGAAGCUUUUUGAUCAGUGGCUUUCGCUUCCCGAAUCCAAUUCUUUGGUAAAAUCGUUGCUUAGUAAUGUGAAGGGAGGUGGUCCCUUGAAUGUCUCUGGGACAUCAUCUAGUACACAUGCCGUUACAAGCAAUUCUUUGCCUUCUAUGUUUCCCGCUGGCAGUACACCACCACUUUCGCCAAGGAGUUUGUCUGGUUCCCCUCGGUUCAUGAAGCAGAGGGUAGGGCCAUCUGCUCUUAGCUCGCCACUGAAAUUAGUGAAUGAACCUGUGAAAGAGCUUAUACCUCAGUUCUUUUUUCAAAAUGGUCGUCCACCGCCAAAUGAAUUGAAAGAACGGUGCUUGUUCAGAAUCAAUCAGUUUUUUUAUGGUCAUGCAGAUGGGCUCCUGAUGCAUGAAUUUAAACCGGUUACCAGGGAAAUCUGCAAGCUCCCAUCAUUCUUCUCCACUGCACUUUUUAGAAAGAUUGAUGUCAAUUGCGCCGGCAUUGUGACCAGGGAGGCAUUUGUUGAUUAUUGGAUCAAUGGCAAUAUGUUGACCAAAGAUAUAGCAACCCAGAUUUAUAUGCUCUUGAAGCAGCCAGAUUUCAAAUACUUGACUCAGGAUGACUUCAAACCUGUGCUUCGAGAACUUUUGGCAACUCAUCCAGGUUUGGAAUUCUUACACAGCACACCUGAAUUCCAAGAAAGAUAUGCUGAAACUGUAAUAUAUCGAAUAUUUUACUACGUGAAUAGAUCGGGUAAUGGUCUUCUUACCCUCAGAGAGCUGAAACGCACAAACUUAAUUGAUGCAAUGCAACAUGCAGAUGAAGAAGAAGAUAUCAACAAAGUAUUGAGGUACUUCUCUUAUGAACAUUUUUAUGUAAUAUAUUGCAAAUUCUGGGAGCUGGAUACGGAUCAUGAUUUUCUCAUCGAUAAAGAAAACCUCAUCAGAUAUGGUAACCAUGCACUUACCUACAGGAUUGUUGACAGAAUAUUUUCUCAGGUCCCCAGAAAGUUCACCAGUAAAGUUGAAGGAAAAAUGGGAUAUGAAGAUUUUGUCUACUUCAUAUUGUCAGAGGAGGAUAAAGCAUCUGAGCCUAGUCUUGAAUAUUGGUUCAAGUGUAUCGAUUUGGAUGGAAAUGGAGUUAUUACGAGGAAUGAAAUGCAAUUCUUUUAUGAAGAGCAGUUGCAUAGAAUGGAAUGCAUGGCUCAGGAGCCUGUGCUUUUUGAGGAUAUUUUGUGCCAGAUGGUUGACAUGAUUAGUCCAGAGGAUGAUAGCUAUUUUACAUUGCGCGACUUAAAGGGCAGCAAGCUCUCUGGCAGUUUUUUCAAUAUCCUUUUUAACCUCAAUAAGUUCAUGGCUUUUGAAACUCGCGAUCCAUUUCAAAUUCGCCAGGAACGUGAGAACCCUAAUUUGACUGAGUGGGAUCGCUUUGCGCACCGAGAAUAUAUUAGGCUAUCAAUGGAGGAAGAUGCAGAAGAUGCCUCAAAUGGAAGUGCAGAUGUCUGGGAUGAAUCUCUUGAGGCCCCCUUUUGAGUUCUUUAUGGUGUCCAUAGUGAUAUUCUUUGUAACAAGCUUUUAUCCAGCGGUAGAGGAGGAAUUUUGGGGGAGAAGUGAUCAAAUGGGAUCAAUCUGCCAAUGAAAUUUUGAGGUUAUAUGCGGAUGGCAUACUUGCCAAGCUAAAGAAGUGUGAAUUCCAUCUCACAGUGAUUUGGAGUAGACUACUGUGGCUUGGCAAGAGCAGGCCAAAUGGCUGGCUGCUAAUUGGUUACAGAUCACGUUAGUUUACAACUUGUAGUGCUUUUCCUUUUUGUAGUUCUGAAAAGAACAAAAAAAAAAAAUAAAAAAAAAUCAGUUAAUUAUUUUAUUUAGAGUCAACGUUCUUUUCUAUUUCUAGUACAGUUUCCUUUACGGAUUAGUGUUGUGAUAACUGCGGUUCUUUUUCUUCUCUGCACAUUCUUAUUCUUAGUUAUCUGUUAAAUUUGCUUAGUAAUGCAGUUUCUUUAGAGGUAUUUGCUUACUCUGUAUAUAAAAUUCGAACAAUUGUCAACUUGUGCAAGUAGUUAGUAUGUAGUCUAUAUUCAGGCUUGCUUUAAUGGGUGAGUCAGCUUCUGUCUUGGCUGCCACAAGUCUCUCGUUAA